UGACACCUGACACUGCCUGUCUGCACCUGGACCUCCGCGACCGUUUUAGAAACGCGAGGAAUAAGAAUAACAUCGGUCGGGUGUCCGAUAGGCGGGGGGUGGAGUGUUUCGAAAUAGUGAUCUGAACAGAAAGACAUGAGUUUAAAGCUGCGAACGGGUGAACCAUUUAGGAAAGUCUAGUAUAUUAGCAUUCGCCCAAGUAAAUUCAGGACAGCUCGACACCCAGAACGGGAGCACACUGCAAAGGGACUUAAUAGUUUUCUGCAAUAAUGUUGUAGUUACGCUAAAGAAACGAAUACGUAAUACAUAAAAAUAUCGAAGCGUGUAUUUGUUAUUAAUUGUCGUAUCGCGCAUGUCCAGUUUGUUUUAUUCAGCCUGGUGAGAUUAAGGCCGCAUUUGAACUCCGCAAGGUCCUUUCGGUCUUGGAAACGGAGAAGUACAGAGAAGCAAUCGCCUUGCAGUGGUGACGGGAGACCGGGGAUUAAAGAUUUUUGGCUCCUCAUUCUUUUGGUGAAGAUGAUUAAUUUGAUGGGCAGGAUCUAAUAUUAGUUUCAGCAUGACUGCACAACCUCCAGGUUCCUCUCCGAAAGAAUUAAAGCUGGAAGCGGGACAGACUAAUGGAGCACCUACUUAUUGUACACAAAGGUUGACCAGUCAUUGGGAAUUGGACAUUGACCAUACAAGCUCUGCCAAUGAGAUGGAGCUGUCCCAGGCAGACUACCCAAAUGAGAAUGCAGGAUUUACUCAAAGAUGCGUGAUCAUCCAAAGGGAUCAGCAAGGAUUUGGUUUCACUGUGUGUGGAGAUCGGAGAGUUCUUGUUCAGCAUGUAAGGCCUGGUGGAGCAGCAAUGAAAGCUGGUGUCCAUGAAGGUGACAGAAUAAUUAAGGUUAAUGGAUUACUGGUAUCUUCAAUGACUCAUCAAGAGAUGGUACGCGUUAUUAAAGCUGGUACCUAUGUUGCACUCACUCUGCAAGACCCACAGGACUCGUCCUUUUCUACCAGCAUACCACCUAUUCUAGAUCUUCCACAGGUUGGAUCAAAUGGUGCAAUUCCUUCUCUGCAUCUUUCUCCACCUACUCCUGCAACCUUUGCAGAUGUUCCCCAAGACAGUGUACAUAGGCCUAGACAGGAAAACUUGAGUUCCAGAUCAAGUGAGUCAUCUGAUGGACAGCAAACAGCGGAAUCAGGUCACCUCUCAGUGGACUUUCAGUGUGUGGAAAAUCAGGUAUUAAGAACAUCUAUUAUUGGUCCAGAAGAAAAUGAAGAUGAGGACGAUGCAAAUCUUGAGGGUGGUCCAUUUCAAGAUGUAGAACGAUUAAAAUCUCAUCCUGCACAUAUGAUUGUGUUCAUGAGAUAUAUCUUCAGCCAGCUACUGGAUCCCAAUCGUUUGUUGUUCUUUCUCUCAGCUGAUGCCUACCUCAGCGCCAGUGUAAAGGACACCCAUUCAUUGGCACAACAAAUAUAUGCCAGUUUUCUUGGAAAGGAUGCUCCAUUAAAAAUUCCAUUAUCUGAUGAACUUGGUUCAGAUAUUGAGAGCAGAGUGGAAGCACAAGAAGACAUCAUUGGACCUCUGUCAGAAAUUCAAAAGCAAAUUUUACCCAGUAUCAAUAGACAAAUUCAGGACUACAGGAACAAGCAGAUGAUGGGGCUUGGCCAUUUAUUUGGUGAAGGGGAUCUUCAAGAACUAGAAGAUGACCCAGCAAAAGAGAAGCAGAUUAUUGACCGACAAGUUGCUGCUUUGUGGGAUAUUCUGUGUAAACAUGAAGACCGGAGUUCCCCAAUGUCCUCUGCGGUUAUUCUCUACCUGAGACACUAUGGUGUUAAAGUAACGGAUUCCAGGCUCUUAAUGAUGAUGAGCCAGUCACAUGAAAAGGAGAAGUGGUCGUCAUUCUUUCCAAAACCAAAAAAGGUCAGUACUGCAAAGAAGGAGAAAGAAAAAGAAGGAAGUGAGGACAAGAAGAAAAAACUAAUUUUAAAAUAUAUUCCCAAGCCUAAGAUCCCAUCGCAGUCCAAUUCAAAUGUAGAAAUGCCACAAAGGAAGAACACACAGGAGUAUGGCCAGUGGAUUAAGAAGAAAGCUAAUGACGCUGACAAAAAUGAUGAAAAUAACCAAAAACUGGUAGACUACCAACAAAAACUGGAUUUAUCUCAGUUGGAAAGAGUGUCCCAUCCUGCUGUAGCACAACUCAAGAAAUUGGAUCUGACCACUAAGAAAAUGAUCCAUGAAGGCCCUUUACUUUGGAGAGUGAGGAAGGACAAAAUAAUCGAGCUCCAGGCUCUCUUGCUGGAAGAUCAGCUUAUUCUUUUGCAACGUGUAGAUGACAGAUUUGUUUUACGCUUUCGUACUAAAUAUGUGGAAGGUGGCAGAUCAGACUUAAAAACGGUCUUUAGUCCUGUUAUUAAUCUUGAUUCAAUAUUGGUCAGAUCAGUUGCUACUGAUGCAAGAGCUCUGUUUGUCAUCAGUACAUCAGAAAGUCAGAUUUAUGAGCUGGUGGCUGGAACUUUAUCAGAAAAAAAUUUAUGGAAAAACUUACUUGAAGAAACUGCCUGUCAAGCAUCAAAUAAGCCAUGUGCAUCGUUGGUCGGGUCAACUGAUCUGGAUCUUAAACCAGAAUCAUCUGAAACAGAUGUUGAUGUCUCCUUAAAAGGUGCUAUUUUCUCAGGACUCAGCACAGAAUUGCUGUCCUCAUGUUUAUGCGAGAAAGGAAUAGCUGACAGUGCUUUGCUUGAGGUUGAGAAGCUACGGCAAUUAAUUCUCUGGAGUACUGACAACAGUAAGAGCUCCGACAUACAGCAUGUAAGCGUAACUGAAGAUACCAAUGAAACAGUGAGUGAUUCCUUCCAAAUGUCACAGUCCACGUGUGCAAAGGACAGGACAAGCCACAACACCAUUAACACCUUGCAAGAUCCUCACACUACAGAGAGAGAGCAGAGUAUUAAGGCUGUCCGUAAAGGAAACUUCUUUUACCUGGUGAUGGUACCAUGUCCUGAAGAGACCAGCAGAGAUGGAGCUGAUUUGAGCAACUCACCAAAAAAUGAGUAUCACGAAGAUGAAAAACUGUCAUUUUCUAAAGAGAAUAAUGAUGACUAUGCAGUGUUUAACAACCUGCACAAACAACUUAUUCAACUGGAGACAAAAACUGAAAAUCAUGUCAUUCACAGCAUUGAGGAAAUAUUUCAAGCAAUUGAAAACUUAACACUCAAGCUGGAAAAGCUAAAGAACAUUGAACUUGCACACUUUCAGUUGCUAAAAAACCUGUCAGCCUCCUCUGUGAGUGCACAUCAUCAGUCUCAAGAGAUGUCAUCUUUGAUGCCACUUGGUGUUGUUAGAACUCAGUCCUGUCAAAGAGGUGCAGGAGAUGGCAAGGAAGAUAAUGCAGAAGAAAAUGAGUAAAUGAAGACCUGACCAACAGGAUUGCAAUUUUCUUUUUGUAUUGAAAUUAUUUUUAAAGACAGAAAAUUGACUCAGUUUUGCACAUUCUUGCAAUGACACAACACAACAGCUUCUUGAUGGAUGUAGAAGUGUGUAUUCAAGUGUCAGAGCAUCUGCAAUACUUACUCACGUGAGCCUUAAGGAACAUGCUGAUAUUGAAAUGUCUAUGAACACAGACACAUUUCUCAUAUAGCACAAGAUUUAUUUUAAACAUAGGUUUAGAUUAUUCCUAGAGCACCGAGUACUAUCUAUCUAGUCUACUGUGAAUUCAUUAAAACACUCAAUUAAUACUUUAGCAAAUGACCACACACAUUCUGCUGCUAUUUUCUGUUGUUUCCUAAUAUACUUUGGAAAUGACAUGGAAUUUCUUUUUAUUUUCCAAAGGACAACUUUUCAGACUGGAGUCUGCUCCUUAUCUUAAAUUUAAUUCUUUACAUUUUUAAUUUUUCACAUUAAAAUUUGACAGUUUUUAAUACUCAUUAAUUACCCAAACCAGUAAUUUUAAAGUGAUACUGUGUAAUUUUAACAUAAGUCUUUGAUCAAAUGUAAGAUUUAUCUGUUUUUGGGGAUGUUUCUAUUUUUAGAAUAAUCACAUUUUUAUUUAUUUUUGCAUGCUGAUUUUAAGGUUGAUAUACCAGGGCUAGAUAUAUAAAUAUGAAUGAUUACAAAUGCCUGUAUUUGUUGACAGUAGAAUGUAUGCACAUUUUAUUUCAAGAAUCCCAGUGACUUUUCCUGAUUUCUUUAAUUGUGUACUGUAUAUGAAAUUACAUACUUAACAUUGUAAUUUCUGUUGAUUUUAUGUAUACUGUAUUUAUAUUUUGGAUAAUCUUAUAGUAUGACAAUUUCACAUUAUUUUUUGGUAUGACGUUCUACAGUUUGGUAGAUCAUUUUUAAAUACAGGAGAUCUAAGCCAUAAUGUGAUGUUCACACUGAAGUGCUAGCUAUCGUUAAUUGAAACUGGAGCUCGAAAAUCAGGGGUGGCUGACAAUCAUCGGUAAUGGAGUUUACUGCUUGUGUUAUCUGUUGAGUUUUUGGCAUUUGAUCAUUACUGAAGCAAAGGUUUGUGCACUCAGUUUAAAUCUACUGAAUACGACUACAUUCAGCCAAGUACAUUAUGCAACUAGAGUUAGAAAAUAGGCUUUUAUAUUUUGUUUUUAAGUAUUCGUGUGUAUAAGGACCAUAGUCAUGGUAUUGUACAUAAUUAAAAUGUGUUGCGUAUAAUUUAUAUUAACUAAAAAAUGGGUCAUCUACUUUUUUACUACACCAUUUUUAUUAACUACACUUGCUCCAAGCAGUCUAUAUUACACGAAAAAGAUUACUCGAAGUCCAGUAUGACCAUUUUGUUGUGUAUAAGAGCCACAGGAAAGAAUCCUGCCAUCUGUUAUUUGUAUGGCAGCAAUUCACAUUUCUUUAUCAAAUCAGAGUGUCCUAAUGUGAUUUAAUCUGCAGGAUUCAGUAGUAGUAGUAGUUAUUUUUUCUUCAAGAUUCGGUUGUCUUUUGAAGUAAUGUAUUAUCUGUUUUUACAACUAAUGCAGGUCUUGUACUGUGUGACCUUCAUAUGCUGCAAAACCUUGAUGGUCACAUACACUAUAUAAUGGAUGGCAGUGGUGCUUUUGUAACACUUCACCAGUAAAGUCAUGUUACUCUGAGCUUAAUAAAUUACAUUUCCAUCAUGUUGUUUGUCACUAGCAAUUGGUUCCUAUUGAGAAGCCCUGAAAGCCUCCAGGCUGUGGGCUUUUUAAUUCCCUUAGUGUAGUACGUUUUCCCAGUGCUUGUAAAGUUUAAAAAAAAAAAAAAGCUGUUUUAAAAAUUUAACUAGAAGAAAAUGUUUUUAUCACCAGCUUAACUAUGUUAAAGUUACUAGACUGGACUUCUCGGUAAUAUUUAUGUCUGGAGACAACCACAAGUGAAUUUUGGUUAACGGUGAGUUUGAACAAUUAGAUGGCUCACUGAGUGUUGCAUUUCUAAACCAACCCAAUGUCUCGUGAAGGCAGACCACAAAGUAGAGGCGGUGAUUUCAAACUGCAAAGAUCAGAGGUGCUCUUGUUAACCUUAUCUGACAGACAGCAAACUUCUAAUUACGAAGAAAUGUCUACAGUCGAAAAAAUAUCCUCAAAACAUUCUAUUAGACAUAGAAAUGUAUUUUGCAUGUACAGACAGCACAGUUGCACAUUUUAAAAAUAAAGGUAACCUGUUGCAAGAGAAAAAACAUUCUGUAGAAUCAGAUUAAACACUGACAUUCGACAGCAUCAAUGGAUAAACAAUAAACGUGAACGAUAUGUUGUUUCAGGUGCUGCAUGUGCUCUCUGUUGUUCAGUGUUAACAUGAUAGUGGAGGAGUUGAUGUACACUUGAAAAAGAUGGCAGUUAUAUUCAUGAGAAUAUGAACAGCAAACUGCACAUUUGAAGUAAAUGGUGUGUUACACUCCAUCAACAGGUCCACUGUUAAGAGAGUUGAUAACAAGAAGCCACAGAAGAUGCAGAUUUCAGUACUCAAAACAACUGAAUGAACAAAUCUGCCUAACACCACCAGUAAAAACACAGAUGAAGCUGCACAACAUUCACCUCCCAACUGCACGUCUAAGCAAAUAUCUAAAAACUUAGCAUUACUGUCAACUUGGAAAUGCAAACAUGCCAUGCCAGAACAGCUGCAGUGGUUUAACAUUUUGUACUAUAUACCCAUAGAACACAAUGCUUACCUAAACUAUAUGUGCUGUUACAGUAUGUGCCACAAUAAUUUUAGUCACUUCUCAAACAUGUGGAGCCCAGUAGCUGCAGUGGUCUACGGGCGCGUGUGUCCGUCUGUCUCCACCAUCACAGCCCUCAUUCCAAUGUGCACAUUAAAUGUUAAGCUUCAGUUACUUUUUGCUACUGUGCCACCGAAAGAAUAACAGCAACUCUCUCAGCAUCAAGUUCAGUAUCUUUCGCUUUCUCCCUGAAACUCUAGCGGUGGUUUAAAAUCCACAGACUGGAGGAACUGAGGCCAAGUGUUGUAGGAAGAAGCCCUGGGCUGAAGCCUUUGCAGCACUAGAUUUCACUGCUGUUCACUACACAGUUUUUAACAGGUUGUCCCCAGACAUAUAUUUUUAAGAAUAACGUCUGGCUCCACAAGAAUAUUUAAAUUGUACACUGGAUUAUAAAGCCUUUUGAUAAACACACAAAAUGAAUUACUAACUUUGUAAACAAUUAUAUUUAAAAAGUUUUGGUAUUUUCAAAAUAAAUUAAAAAAUGACUUGCAUACAAUACAGACUGUUCUUCUCUCUCUCUUUUCUCUAAGAAACUAAAUGCUGUAGCAUACUGUCGACAGGUUGGAGACAUGUUAGGUGCUGGUCAGAUAUUUAGGUAAGAGUUUCCCUGAGCUCUGUACAUGUAACUGUAGACUUGAACUUGAAAUCCUAAACACCUUCAUGCUUACUGUACACAUGUACAUUUUUGUAUUCAUUGAAAAUUUAUAAAUAUUUCUUGUUGUCAAAAAUGUAAAUUUAAGUAUAUUUGAAACAAGGCUAUUUGUUGGUCCAUUGAAUAAACAUUUUCUGUUUGCAUGGA
Polypterus senegalus (gray bichir) is the source of this 6978-nucleotide messenger RNA. It is a transcript of the gene arhgef11, whose product is annotated as Rho guanine nucleotide exchange factor (GEF) 11. Gene Ontology annotation, cellular component: cytoplasm. Lineage: Eukaryota; Metazoa; Chordata; Cladistia; Polypteriformes; Polypteridae. Bases 557 to 3394 code for a protein of 945 amino acids. The transcript is spliced from 30 exons. Gene Ontology annotation, molecular function: G protein-coupled receptor binding; guanyl-nucleotide exchange factor activity. The record is from RefSeq and is a predicted model, not a curated record. Gene Ontology annotation, biological process: G protein-coupled receptor signaling pathway.